Molecule: messenger RNA, 1682 nt
Organism: Durotheca rogersii
Lineage: Eukaryota; Fungi; Ascomycota; Sordariomycetes; Xylariales; Xylariaceae
Product: 2-oxoacid dehydrogenase acyltransferase
Exons: 2
Coding region: 166-1467 (433 amino acids)
Biological process (GO): tricarboxylic acid cycle
Cellular component (GO): oxoglutarate dehydrogenase complex
Molecular function (GO): dihydrolipoyllysine-residue succinyltransferase activity
Source: RefSeq, a predicted model, not a curated record
CUUUUAUUUAACUUAUAUUUAUUCAUUUCGCUUAUAGUUACGGUCUCUUCUCGUUUGUUUAGUUUUCUACAAAUUCCUUCACCUCCCUUCAAUCAUUAUCCUCGGCUAUUAGCAAGUUUUACGAUUUUCUCUCCCGCGCCCGCAGAUUAGGUCUGCCCUUUCGCAAUGAUGUCAAGACAUAUCCUCACCGCAGCACGAAUACUGCGCCGGCCCGCGUUGCAACAUCCGUUACGGGGUGGGCUUCCUUUGCCUCUUCUCAUGGCCCAAGUUCGCAGCUAUGCACAGAUCAUCGUAAAAGUCCCGCAGAUGGCUGAGUCUAUCAACGAGGGCACCCUCAAACAAUGGGCCAAGCAAGUUGGCGACUAUGUACAGAGGGAUGAGGAGAUUGCAACCAUCGAGACUGACAAGAUUGAUGUCGCUGUUAAUGCGCCUGAUUCCGGUGUACUAAUAGAGCUUCUUGCUAACGAGGAAGAUACGGUCACCCUGGAUCAGGAGAUCGCGAAGAUAGAGCUAGGAGAGCGCAGUGCAAGUUCCGGGGCCGGGGAGCCACCUGGGAAGGAAGACGCUUCCGCCAAUUCUCGAUCAGCACCCCUGGGAGACGAAGGCAAGCCAGAAAAAACCUAUCCGCAGUCGCAGCCAGAGCCGAGCUCUGAGGCCGGCAAACCUACACCGCCGCAAGAGUCGAUAAAGGAGCCUGCACCCAAGAAAGCCCAGCCGACAAAGGAUAAUUCUGUUAGCUCUGGACCUAUAUUCGGGAGUAGAGAGGAGCGACGUGUGAAGAUGAAUCGCAUGCGGCUACGGAUCGCCGAACGGCUAAAGCAGUCCCAGAAUACGGCUGCAUCUCUAACAACAUUCAACGAGGUCGAUAUGUCAUCGCUGAUGGAGUUCCGCAAGCUUUACAAGGACGAGAUCCUCAAGAAAACCGGUGUGAAGCUCGGAUUCAUGAGUGCUUUCUCCCGCGCAAGCGUCUUAGCCAUGCGGGAUAUUCCUGCUGUCAACGCCUCGAUUGAGGGCGAGAACGGCGGUGACACCAUUGUGUACCGGGACUACGUCGACAUUAGUGUCGCCGUCGCGACUGAAAAGGGCUUAGUUACACCGGUGGUUCGGAACGCUGAAUCCAUGGAUAUGGUUGAAAUCGAAAAGGCUAUCGCCGACAUGGGAAAGAAAGCCAGGGAUGGUAAGCUUACCAUUGAGGACAUGGCUGGCGGUACGUUUACGAUCAGCAAUGGAGGAGUCUUCGGUUCCCUCAUGGGCACGCCCAUCAUCAACCUGCCACAGAGCGCUGUGCUAGGCCUUCACGCGAUUAAGGACCGGCCCGUUGCCGUUGAUGGCAAGAUCGAGGUUCGACCUAUGAUGUACCUUGCUUUGACCUACGACCAUCGUUUACUGGACGGUAGAGAAGCUGUACAGUUCUUGGUUAAGGUCAAGGGGUAUAUUGAGGACCCUCGGAAGAUGCUUUUGGGCUAAUGUCCCGGACUUCUGUGGAGCGGUCGCUGGAUGUUAUGGUAACGGCGUGUGAUUUUCCUACAGUGUACAGUACGGCGGUCCUCCUGUGAGAAGGUCCUGGAACGAAGCAUACUACACGUUAUAUAGAGAGCUGUUUUCCUCACGCCUUAGUUGGCACAUCAUCGGUAAACUAUAGACUUUAUAUAUUAUUAAAAUAAUAUUCUACUUUUUUAUAA